This is a messenger RNA of Alternaria burnsii, 1371 nucleotides long. Its product is annotated as mfs general substrate transporter. The transcript has 2 exons. Lineage: Eukaryota; Fungi; Ascomycota; Dothideomycetes; Pleosporales; Pleosporaceae. Gene Ontology annotation, biological process: transmembrane transport. Gene Ontology annotation, molecular function: transmembrane transporter activity. Bases 1 to 1371 code for a protein of 456 amino acids. The record is from RefSeq and is a predicted model, not a curated record.
AUGUCGUCCACCUCCUUGUCUGAGCCCUCGGACUUCCUCAAGGCUUCUGGGCCAUUCUUCCGCUCGGUGCCUUUCCAAAUCUUGGUAGCAUGUGGUGUCUCGUUUACGGCCCCGGGUAUGUGGGAUGCUCUUGGUGGGCUAGGAGCUGGAGGAGCUGCUGAACCCUACGCUGUCUCCGCUGCCAACGCCCUGGUAUAUGGACUCUUUGCUGUAGUCUGUGUUGCUGCCGGAGCUAUCAACAACCGGAUCGGCUUGAAGUAUGGUCUUGCACUGGGUGCUAUUGGAUAUCCACUAUAUGGCGCAGGACUCUACACCAACAAUGUCUCUGCGAACACAUGGUUCAUGUUGUUUGGCAGCGCUCUUUGCGGUAUCUCCGCUGGUUUCUUCUGGGCUGCUGAGGCUGCUAUCAUCAUCGGAUACCCGUCUCCUGGAGACCGCGCGUUUUACCUCGCUAUCUGGCAGACCGCCAAGGCACUUGGACCGAUCGUAGGAGGAGCCAUCAAUCUUGGAUUGAACGCAAACAAGAAGACCACCGGAUCCGUUUCCUCGACGACAUACAUUGUCUUCAUUGUCAUCAUGUGUCUUGGUCUUCCGGUCGCUCUGUGCUUAUCACCAGCACACAAAGUCUGGCGAAGAGACGGCACACGGAUCGUCACUGAGCGCGCCGCAACGUGGGGUGCUGAGUUCAAGGCUGUUGGCAAGCAGUUCGUUAGCCGCCGGAUCUUGCUCUUGCUACCAGCUUUCUUCAUUAGCUACUUCUACAACGGCUUCAUGAGCACAUGGUUGACAACAUACUUCACGGUCCGAGCUCGCGCGUUCUCCUCGUUCUUCACCAACUUUGCCGGUAUCUUCUCCUCGUUCAUCAUCGCCUUCCUACUCGACAAUCAGAAAAUUCACAUCAAGACGCGUGGCCGCAUUGCCUUCUCUUGCAUUAUCACCCUCUUGGUUGGUACAUGGAUCUGGGCUACAAUUCUGCAAAAACAGAAUUACGAUGCAUCAGAGUCUCCAGUAUUUGAUUGGUUCCAAGGCGGCUUUGGAAAGAGCUAUGCGCUUGUUUUCUUCUGGCAAUUCGGUGGUCAGGCCUUCCAGCAAUUUCUCUAUUGGUUGGUUGGCCAGUAUGCGACGGACCUUUCUAACUUGAGCCAUCUUACCGGUAUUUUGAGAGGUGUAGAAGCGUUGGGCCAAACUGUUGCUUGGGCUAUGCAAUCAGAAGGUGGUGCGAACCACUUCGUCAGCAUUGGUAUCAAUUUCGGCAUCACAGUGUUGUGCGUCUUCCCUACCUGGGUCGUAUUGUCAGAACUGGAGGGGAGCCACGAAGUCCGUGUUACAGAGGAGAUAGCAAAAGACAAGACUCUGAGCGAUACAGCUUGA